GCAGAAAUGAAAUUUUGACUGCUCACAAUAAACAGAAUCAGACGGCAACAAGUCAUAAGGACUUAGUCCAAUGUAUGUGCGAGGGUUCCAGUAGAAGGGGGAAGCAUGCGUGCAUAAUUAGGCUAUAUCGUAACAUGUGUGGCGGAUCCAUCCGUUCCGCAAUAAGGUAUGUGAGACCCCUUGGGACGAUGCAUCAUGUCAGAAAGGGGCAGCAAAAGCGCAUAUUAGGCUACACCGUAAGUUGUCAGGCGGAUCCAUCCGCUUCACAACCCCAUAAGGAACUGGCGUUGGGAAAAGCUCGAGCAGAGCAGUGUGGCGUUUCUUUGCCUGCGAUCAUGUUCACGGUAUUGGAGAAUCGAUAUCAGGUUGGUUCUUGGAGUUGGGUGAAAGACAAGUUGCCUGGGCGGGAAAGGGCAUUGCACAUGGCAGGUGACGUCAUGCGCACAACUCUGGACGUGGCGGGUGACGUCAUGUGCACGACUCUGGGCAUCAACAAGUAUACAGGCGUGCCCGGGUUGGCGAAAGACAACAUAGUGGGUGACGUAUGCUUGUGUAAGCGUAGAUUGCGAGACCUUGUUCGGGCAAGGAACUACGAGGGCACGGUGUUCUUGACACUAUGGUUACGGAGAGGAUAUUCUGCAUGGCGGGUGAUAUCAUGCGCACAGUUCUUCACGUGGUCGUUGCGCAGCAUCUGGGUGGAACAGUGGGGGAUCAACGACCGCAACAGGUAUCCAGGUCCUGACACUUCGUGCUCGUCGUACGUAGAUCAAAUGGCAUCCGACGGCGCUGGAGAACAACGCGACACCGCCCGACCGUCCGUCGAAGAAGUGACGCUUGAUGGAGGCCGGAACCGUGAAGGGCAUUUAGUGACCUCGGGCACAACGGCAACGACCGAGCGAAGCCAUCCGUCCGUUGGGGGCGUGACUCCUGAGCCAUGUGGGAACCGUGGUGGGGCCGCAACGACAACGGGUGCUGCACCAAUUGCCGAUCGGAGGCGUCGGGGGUGUUCGUCCGGCGAGAAGAAGAAUCCUCAGUACUAUAAGCUAGACAACCAUUCGUGGCCCAUUGCCACAGUCGAUGUUGAGCCCAUGAGGACUCAAACGUCCGAAACGGCGCUGACUGGCGGUCCCGAUGAGGGUGCAGUGCCGAGAACAUUUGUCGAGGUUAUGAACCCUGAUUACAUUCCCUCACAGCCUGAUCACCCUCAAGCGUAUGAAGAGUCAGAACCCGAAAUUCAAGAUGGCGAGGGUGCAGUUGAGAAGACCCCUAAUCAACAAGGUGGUGGAGCUGAAUCAGAGGCUGAACGUUUAAAGAGGGGGACAAUCUGCAUCCGGGAAGGCGGUGGAGCUGAAUCAGAGGCUCCGGUGUGUCGAGGGAUUGUUGAGGUUGGUGGUGGUGCAAAGGGGAAGGCACCCAUACCGCCUGGGCAGAACCCGGAAGAGGAAGUUUCUGACGAAGAGGGGGGUACCCAUGACUACACCCAGGUCGUGUCGACAGGAGAUAAACGAGUUGGGCAAGGGUCUGCCGAGGGGGGAAAGCAAAAGAAGAGAAAAAUUGUGGAUAACGGCACUAAAGAAGAUAAAAAGGUAUGGCAAGAGAAAUUAAGGUACUUUUUACCUCUCGUCAUGAGCGAUGACCAGACGUGGCAACUAGGUAUGAAGUUCUAUGACGAGUGGACGAAGGGUCAACUUCUCGCUCCGGAAGGCGCCCUGUGGACUAAGUGGCCUCUUACGACUGACCCGAAAGCCACUAAGGAGGGUCAAUCUUUUGCAGAGGACAGCAGCGGCCAGAAGAGAGUCGUGUAUAAUGUUCGGGUUACAGAUCCAAAGCUGUGCAAAGGAAAGAUGAGGAGGAAACAAGAGGAGCGCGACUUUUUCGUUCAAGUCAAUGAACCCGACGUGCAUUGCUGGAAAGAAAUGGGGGAUCUCACAGAUCUAGAAAAACAACGGAUUUUGAGGGGUGUGUUGGACCUUGAGAUUGUAUGGGUGCAGCAGGGGAGCGAGAAACUAGUUGAGCACGGAAAAAUGGGGAUGAAAGACGCCUGCGAAAUCGUAAAGCAAGACCGAAUGUUGCUUCGACUGUGGAAUAUAAUUGAGUUCCAGCACCAGGGCCGGACCAGCGAUGAGUGGAACGCUGGUUUCUUCCGGACGAGAGAGCAACUGUUGACGCAAUACGGCUCGAGGGGGCUGAACGAGAAGUUAUGGGCGGCUUGCAGGAGAUUUGUCACCGAUCACUCAUACCUGAAGGACUGCCCCCAGUACCUCCGUUGUUCCUCAGAUAAGGAGCUGAAAACAAUGCUGAGUCUAGUUGAAGACAAGAAGUUCCCUACCGAGUUCAAGCGGGCUGUUUUGUCCGUGCUCAAAGGCGAACGCAGCAAAGAGAAGGAGGCGCCUGUCAGACUGGACGAUUGCACUAACAUCAAGUGGAGGGACACCAAAGUCGUCACAACACUCUCACCUUUCGCCUUCGAUGCUUUCACAGCAUUUCUUGUGAAGGACGACAUGCGGCGUGUUGUGAGGCAACUCCGGUUGGUCGCUUUUGUUCCCAGGGUCUGGGACCUCUCUUUCACGAGUCUACUACAUUGUCUCCCUAUGGUGAGUGGAAGCGCAGGAAAAUGGGUUCGAAGGGGCCAAAUUCGGAAGACCUACCAGAUCGGUAAUAGCACAUGGGCCGAAGAGGACAGGAUGUAUGUACUCUUCCACGGGGAUGACCUCAAGCUCAAUACUCAUCCAGUUUAUGAGGGGGGGUUGCGAGAUGACGACGUUGCCGCCUUGGGAAAGAAGCAGAAGUGCACACCAUCCGAUAUUGUUGAAACUCAGUUCACACCGACGACGUUCCAUUCAGCAGGCGUCCUCCACCAGAAGGGGGUGGUGUAUAAGGAAAUGGAGCGCAAGCCUAGUAUGUUGUCCAACCUCAUGGAGUUCUUCUGCCCACCCGAGAAUGCGGUUAUGUUCCUUGGGAAGGCGCACACCCAAGUUGUGUGGAACCUCCUCAAGAGUGGGCGCCAUGUAGUGGUCGUGAAGGGGGACACAAAACUCCUCAGCUUUCUGAAGACGUACAUCAUGCACGAGAUCAAUAGUGGAGUUCACAACUGCGACUUGCACAUCGGGCAAAACUCCAUCCAGCAUGAUCCCAACAGGAACUUUUGGUUCAAGCUGUCCUCCGAGAAACGGGCAAAGCUUUACAAGUUCCUCUUCCAGGACACACGUCCCUCAUACCGAACCGAUAAUGACUACAUACUGCGUCAACAAGUCACGAUCGGAACACUGGACGGCUACCAAGGUGGGUCAAGGGAGGCGGCGGCAAACUUCGCCGACAAACUGGAAGAGUGUUAUUUUGACCAAGGGAAGACUGAAGUCACUCUUAAUAUCUUCAGGGCACACUUCAAUAACGAGGAGGACUUCAACCCUAACGACGAUGAAGAGGUCAGCGUAGGUAAUACGGAGUUCGAUUUGGAGGCAACAUACCGCAAACAUGCUGCCGGUGUAGCAUCCUUGUCAACGCCUGCAAGUUCCCUGAUUCCCGUGGGUUCGCCUCUCGGCACUUCAGUUGUCGUGCCGGUCGCUACUCCAACGUCCGGUUCUUCAAAAGGAUUUUUGUCGUCGAGGAGAAGACCACUCAGCCCCACCGUCAGGCCGGGACUUCCAAUUCCGCUGCCCGUGUUGUCGGGUCUUCUACCAGGCAAAAUAUACCACUUCGGCAAAGACCACAAGAGCACCAGCGAGGCUGAAUGGGGUCACCACAUAGUGUGGCAUCCUGAUUAUUUCCAACCGGCCGUUCUGGAUAGUGAAUGGGUCAUGAGCAAAGUCAAUGAUGACGAUGUGUGGGAAGUUGAUACGCGCAUGUCAAAGGAAGAUUUCUUACAAGUUGCGCAUGAGGAGGUGGUACGGCGCAUUGCGGGGAUUAACUCCCUAGAACCGGAGAAUUCGGUGGCCGUAUGGCAUGGACAGUCCAUAUUCAAAAUUUUACGGGAUCGCAAUUCGUUGGAGCUCCUUGCUGAUUUUUACGGACUCGAGACGAGCCCGAGUUACGGAAUCCAAAUAGAGUGGGUGAUUUCGUCGGGAGGUGGUGGGACCGGCGGUGGUGGAGGGGGUGGAAUCGGCGGUGGUGGAGGGGGAGGAACCGGCAGUGGUGGAGGGGGUGGAACCAGCAGUGGUGGAGGGGGUGGAACCGUCAGUGGUGGCGGAGGUAACCAGGGCAUGCGAGGAGCGGGGGGCGACGGCCAUACAGGAUCGGGGGGCCGCGGCGGUACAAGAUCGGGUGGGCAAAGUGGGUAUCAGCCAAGCUCUGCACGAACAAUCCCGCAUGGAAUGGGUGCCCGUCUAAAAGUAGAAGGGACUGCCUCACAGACCAGCACGGGUUCUCGACUUGUUGAACCCACCGCUGCCCUAUUGUUCAGUGGAGGAUGUAUCCGCCCCACAAUCGGGGCCGGAGUUUUUGCAUGUUCCAAACUGCUCAGUGUCGGGUCUGUCCCAUGCACAGUUUCUGCGGGAUCUAAUUUCGCCUCAGACUUGGAAGGGGAAGUGGGAUCCAUAAAGCGCUUGACAUGCGGCCCUCACAACUGCCUGCAUGUGUCAAGUCCGUGCGUGGAGGAGAAAGACGUCACCAUGUCGGAGCAGGAAGAAGGGGUUGUUCAUCAUCCGCUGGGUGAUGACAUCGCCCGAAAGCUUUUUCACGAUGACGAAGACCUUGCUGCCACCGCAGCUGUGGUGGAUUCCAGUCCAGGCAAGACUGAGGACGCCGGGAAAGCUCUCGUGGAACUGUCUCUCAAUGAGGAUGUCGGACAACAGCGUGCCGACUCUCUUAGUCCCUCUGUUGAAGAGGUCGUUCGAAUCGUCAACGCUGACCUUGACGACUUGUCCAAGUUCCCAGCCCGUGUGGAUCUCAUUGUUGCAUCGGGGAAGAUCAAAGGAGCAGGGGUAGUGCUAGGUCUGAAAGCCAGCUGCGUACAGGAGGAGGUGCCACGAGUUCAAGAUAAACACGAGGACGAUACUGGUGGACAUGCUCGAGAAGAAGUUGUGACCGCAGACAUGAGCGCACCGAGCGUUGGAAGAAGUGAGGGAGAGUUGUCGAACUUGUUGGACAACCUUGUACAUUCUUGCCUAUCUCCAACGACGAUUGUGGCUCGCCUGCUUGUUGAGAACUUGGUUGUUAGGGUUCGACACAUGGACACCUCGUUGGACAGAGGAGGCGAGCUGAACGACGAGGUCGUGAACUUCUACUUGGCCUUGCUUGUUAGGGAUAGUCAUAUAUCUUCUUCCAAAGUGUACAACUUUGUUUCUUUCUUUUUCACGAAAUUGCUACUUCAGGGUUGUAAAGGGGUGACAAGAUGGACGAAAGAUGUCAAUCUUUUCGAAUAUGACGUCUUGCUCAUCCCUAUUCACAAGGACAACGAACACUAGGUUUUUCUUACGGUAGAUUUUAGAAAGAGAGUUGUACAGUACGUUGAUUCUUAUUAUAGUGCAGUGUGCGACGCUUCAUUUGCUUCAAAUGCUUGCAGAGCGGUUCUGCAGUACCUGAAUGAAGAGGCAAUGAUAAG
Molecule: messenger RNA, 5539 nt
Organism: Chara braunii
Lineage: Eukaryota; Viridiplantae; Streptophyta; Charophyceae; Charales; Characeae
Source: the annotation of a GenBank genome assembly